Messenger RNA from Lodderomyces beijingensis, 339 nucleotides. Lineage: Eukaryota; Fungi; Ascomycota; Pichiomycetes; Serinales; Debaryomycetaceae. The record is from the annotation of a GenBank genome assembly.
AUGAAAUACUUAGCUGCCUACUUGUUGUUAGUCCAAGGUGGAAACGCCUCCCCAUCAUCGCAAGACAUCUCCUCCUUGUUGGAGUCGGUUGGUGUCGAAGUUGAAAGCGACAGAUUGUCCCUCUUGUUGAGAGACUUGGAAGGUAAAGACAUCGGUCAGUUGAUUGCUGAAGGAAACACCAAGUUGGCUUCGGUUCCAUCUGGAGGUGCUGCUGUCUCAAGCUCUGCAGGUGCCGGUGCCGCUGCCGGUGGUGCUGCUGCCGAAGAAGCUGCUGAAGAAGCCAAGGAGGAAGAAAAGGAAGAGUCUGACGAUGACAUGGGUUUCGGUUUGUUUGACUAA